Molecule: messenger RNA, 1370 nt
Organism: Nicotiana tabacum (common tobacco)
Lineage: Eukaryota; Viridiplantae; Streptophyta; Magnoliopsida; Solanales; Solanaceae
Source: RefSeq, a predicted model, not a curated record
UUCAUCUGGCAACCUUACGAUGAGGGUAUCAUAGCCGAUUUACCAGAGCGGUGCUCCCGUGGACGACACGUGUGGAUGGCAUCUGUGCCACUUAUUUGUCAAAAUAUAGUGGAGGAUCACGUGCCAAAACGCGUGUUACGGCAGUUUGGGCUUGCACAGGGUGUUCCAGAUAAUAGUCAGUGGGAGGACGCACACUUUUUGAGGGAUAAACGUUACAAGGCUGAUCCUGUUUUUCAGCAGUUCAUUGCUGAACAGACUGCUUUGUGGGGGCCGAGAGCUGAUCGUGUUGUUCAUGACGUUCCUGCACAUGUUACCAUCCCCUAUGAUGAUCCUUACAUGAUUUGGUAUAGGAGAAUCACGCGCACGCUUAUUGGGAAUCCCGUGCGACGUGCUGACAGAGGUUAUCAGUUAUAUGCAGGCCAGCACGAGGCAUUGGGAAGAGCAUUGCAUUAUCUUUAUCGCAUGGGCUUGGAGAUGCAGCAGGAAGCUGUUGAUGAACGAGUUAGAGGGUGGGCUCGGACCGUGAGCGCUGUAUCGGUCGAGGCUUUACUUGCUGCAUCCCAGGGUCGCAGAUUAUCUUUCGAUCCAGAUUAUGCACCUGCCGAGUAUGAAGAUGGCCCCCCUCUGACUCUUUAUAGACGUGGCGGUGCUGGUCGCGCUCGAGGUGGUCGACAGGGUGGUAGAGCUUCACCUGUGGGUCAUCGUCUGGUUGACAAGGAUGAUGACGAGGAUUCACUACUCUCUGUAGCAACGUUGAGCACUUCCCGUGAGUUCAGACAAAGCAAGCCUAAAAGAAAGUCAGGAUCAUCAACGGCUGCAGAUUCUAGCAAAAAGGCUAAGCAGAAAGAACGACCUGCUGAAAACGGGAAGGAGGACAGUGGCAGCAAGUCUAAAAGGAACUCAGAAUCAUCGUUGUCUACAGAAUCUAGCGAAAGGGCUAAGCAGAAAGAUCAACCUGCUGAAAAUGGGAAGGGUAGGCAGAAAGAGCAACAAAUAGAAAAUGGAAACGACGGUGUACAAACUCGAGAAGAAAACUGUGAAGGCGACGAUAGUGCUAAUGUAAAUAAGGAGAUUGUUGCACAGCCUUCCUAGGUAGGAGCAGAAGUAGGAAGUCAGCCUAUUUCCAUUGUAUUUCCUACUCAUCUGUUGUCAACACUGAAAUCUGUAAUACUGUGUCCGGUAGGUGUUGGAUGAUAGUUGAGUUAUGACUUAUGAUAGAGCAAAAUGAAAAUAGUAAUAAUUCUUUUCUAGAUUGACAAAGGAAAAAUAUAACAAAACCUACACAGGUUUACAGGCAGCAAUUAUUCACUUCAAUAAGUUCAUUUUUGUUCAUUCUUUAGCUAUCAAGGUAUCACAACUCUGUUCUUUUA